Molecule: messenger RNA, 984 nt
Organism: Akanthomyces muscarius
Lineage: Eukaryota; Fungi; Ascomycota; Sordariomycetes; Hypocreales; Cordycipitaceae
Exons: 1
Coding region: 1-984 (327 amino acids)
Source: RefSeq, a predicted model, not a curated record
AUGGUCCAGUGGCUCGCCGACCCCACGGUCCACGCCCAGCGCACCGUCCGCGAUGGCCUCCCGCCCAAGCGUCCCGCCCGCCGCGGCUACUCCGUCACCGACUUCCAAGGCGACGCCAUGCCUGAAUUCAUAGCCGCUCUGCAGGCAGCCUCCAUCAGCAGCAGCACAACGGCACCAUCACCAUCACCCUCGUCGUCCACCGCACACAUCCCGACCGAGGCCAGCAUUCCCGAAAACGCCGUCCUGCGCACCACGCCGCAGCCGCCGUCCGCGCCGCUGUCCACGCAGACGCAGCAGGCCCUCGUCUCGUCGCUGCGGCCGCAGCUCAAGAAGAAGCCGCCGCGCCGCUCGUACUCGGCCACGGACAAGGAGCCCGAGGACGCCGCGCUGGCGCCCAACCAGCCCCGGCCCACCGCCCACAUGAGCCUGCUCGACCUCCCGCCCGAGCUGCACUACACGCUCUACGACUUCCUCGACCCCAUCGACGCCGUGUGCCUCGGCCUCGCCCACUCCAAGCUCUACGCCAUCCACCACCGCAAGAACAGCUCCGUGCCGCUGAGUAGCCGCUAUAACGGCCCCAACGACCUCGAGUGGGUGUGGCGUGGCGUCCGCCACCUCGGCGCCGGCAGCAGCCGGUCGGAGCAGCAGCAGCAGCAGCAGCAGCAACAGGAGAAGCAAGAACAGCAGCAAAAAGAGAACGCGCUUGAGAAGCUGCGCGUCAAGGGCCAGGUGUACUGCCGCAAGUGCGGCAUCUCGCGCUGCGAGCUGCACCGCCACCUCAAGAGCUGGAUGGGCGACGGGUACGAGUACUGCGAGAUCAAGGAGCGCUUCGGCAAGCCGGCGCCCGACGGCGCCAAGUCGUACUGCUUCAUGAGCUCGCCCAAGGACCGGAACCGCUGCGGCCGCCACGGCGGACUCAAAGCGAGCCCGUCGACGACGCCGGCUACGACACCGGCAGCGACGACCCGCGCGGCGUGGAUGUAG